UAAUACGCUGUUGCAUAGACAUGGCGAUGAAUCCGAAAAAACGUCCCCUAGUACUUCUUCAGCGCCGGUUGUCCUCUCUGUGGUAUCUGAGGAAUCUGACGGUCCGGGGUUGUUAUGUACCGCUCUGGUAAAGGUAGCUUACAAUGGGAAAUCAUAUACAGCACGUGCGUUUCUGGAUCCCGGAAGUCAAUCUUCAUUUAUUACAAAGGCGUUUAAAAAAGGUUAGGCAUAGCUACAAAUACCGAGUCCAUAAAUAUUACUGGAAUAAAUAAAAAUGUUACUCAUAUUUCAGAAGCAUGCAGGCUUCAGGUAGGUUCUCGGGUUCGACCGUACGAUAUGAACGUUAGGUUUUUGGUGAUCCCGGAUAUUACAAGUGUUUUGCCUGAGUGUCCGAUAGACACAACUUCAUUUGAGAUACCAGGUGACAUAGAGCUUGCAGACCCGAGAUUUGAUUCUCCUUCUGAGGUAGACAUUUUGUUGGGAUUAAAAGUAUACUGGAAGCUGGUCAUACCUGAAAUUAGGGAGUUAGGUGAGAAUAAACCGGUGUUGCAAAAUACUCAGUUAGGAUGGCUAGUGGCAGGAUCGGUACCCAGUAAUAAUUCAACAAUGUCAACGUCCAACUUGGUUUGCAACUUUAGUCAGGAAAUUCGCGAUUCACUUGAAAGAUUUUGGUUAAUUGACGAUUUACCUUCUGAAAAAACUUACUCUCCAGAGGAGCAGCUCUGUGAGCAGCAUUUCGUAGAAACUUUUUCUCGAUUGCCCAGUGGCAGGUUUUCUGUUCAAAUUCCUCUAAAGGAAAAGCCUGAGGAGUCAUUAGGGCAUAAUUUCAACACGGCAAAAAAGUGUUUAGAGAAUUUAGAGAAGAAAUUCGUUAGGUAUCCUAACCUAAAGCAAAAAUAUAAGGAGUUUUUGCAAGAGUAUAGCAACUUAGGACAUUUAACGCAAAUUGAGCGUCCCAAAUUUGGCAUAUAUCUGCCGCAUCAUGCUGUAAUUCGUGAAAAUCGCGAAACUACCAAAUUAAGAGUCGUGUUCAAUGGAUCUUGCAAAACGUCAUCUGGAAAGUCACUGAAUGACAUUCAGCGGGUAGGACCUGUCGUACAGAGUGAUUUGAUGUCUCUGCUAUUGCGUUUUAGACAGCACAAGUUUGUUCUAGUAGCCGAUAUAGAGAAAAUGUAUCGUCAAAUUGAAGUAGAUCCAUCUCAGCGUUAUUUGCAGCUGAUUUUAUGGCGGGAUAAUGAAAAUGUACCCAUACAAGUUUUUCAACUUAACACAGUAACAUAUGGGACUUCUUCAGCCCCAUUUUUAAGUACGCGUUGUCUUGUACAGUUGGCAAAAGAGUGCCCAGACGUGAUUGUAUCAAAUGUGAUAAAAAAUGACUUCUAUGUAGACGAUCUAAAUACAGGGGCCGAUUCUGUAGAAGAAUUGAAGCAUAUUACUCACGGUGUAGUAACAGCUUUAGAUUCUGCCUGUUUGCCGUUGCGAAAAUUCCGUACGAAUUGCGUGGAUUUAUUCGAAGGCAACGAAAACACGACAUCGCCUCUUGAUUUAUCUAAAGAGUCUAGUGUUCUGGGUCUUAACUAUUCGCCAGUGUCAGACACAUUGCAAUUUUCAAGGGACCAAGAGCCUGCACGGGAAUGCACAAAAAGGUCAGUCAUUUCCACUACAAGCAAGGUCUUUGAUCCGCUGGGACUAGUGUGUCCAUGCAUUGUAACUGCUAAGAUUCUGCUUCAGCGCCUAUGGAGUGUCAAACUUGAUUGGGAUCAGCCUGUUCCUGACGAGUUUGCAAAGAGUUGGUCUAAGCUGGUGAAAGAUUUUGCACUUCUGUCACAAAUAACGGUACCUAGGCGUGUGUUAGGUGAUGAUUAUAAAUAUAUCGAAUUGCAUUGCUGUGUUGAUGCUUCUCAAAACGCGUACGCCGCUUGUGUCUAUUUGCGUUCAGUGGCUCAUAAUAAUGAAGUCACCGUUAAUUUAUUAUGUGCAAAAACCCGUUUAGCCCCAAUAAAACCGAUCACAAUUCCUCGGCUGGAGUUAUGUGGAAUGCUCUUAGGAGCGAGGCUGUGUGAUAAGGUUUGUAAGUCACUACGUUGUGACAUACAACAUAAAACCAUUUGGACCGAUAGUACUGUCGUGUUAGGAUGGCUUAAAGCUCAGCCUCAAGAUUUAAAGGCUUUCGUGUGUAACCGCGUAAAUGAAAUACACGAGUUAACGCAGGGUUAUACUUUUAAUCAUAUACCUACUGACAAGAACUCUGCAGAUAUCGCGUCUAGAGGUACGGACCCCAAAUCCUUACUUUCUUCUUCACUUUGGUGGACCGGGCCACCAUUUCUCAAGUCUGAGCCUUGUGACUGGCCUAUUCAAAAUCAUGCACAAAUACCUACUGUUGAUUUGCCUGAAACAAAACCUUUAAAAAUAAUGUGCCACGCAGUAGUCACAGAUGAUAAUGUCGUGCAGUUUGACAAGUUUUCUGACUUUAGCAGAAUGAAGCGAGUUUUCGCCUAUGUCUUACGCUUCAUUAAUAAUUGUAAGAGAAACAAUCCCAAGUUAUCGGGACAACUAGAUGUUACUGAGUUAGAUCAUUCGUUGCAAUGUCUUGUAAAGGCCUGUCAGUCUGAAUGCUUUGAUGCUGACAUUAAAGAUAUUUCACAAAAUAAGCCUAUUAGUCGUAGGUCAAAAUUAUUGUCAUUAAACCCGUUCAUUGACUCUGAUGGAGUCCUUCGAGUAGGAGGUCGUCUUCAAAACUCAGAAUUCGAAUACAAUAAAAAACAUCCUAUGAUAUUAAAUGCUAAACAUCAGCUGGCUAAACUUAUAAUGAGGCACGAGCACUUGCGUUUGUUUCAUGGCGGUCCACAACUUCUUUUAGCUUCAGUCAGGGAGUUAUUUUGGCCUGUAGGAGGCAGGAACUUGGCACGUAGUGUAGUGCAAAAGUGCGUAGUCUGCAUUCGGUUUAGAGGGAAGUCGGUGCAGCCAAUCAUGGGUAAUGUGCCCCAUGAACGGGUAAGCUCCCCAUACCCUUUUUAUACAUGUGGUGUCGAUAUGGCAGGUCCGUUUAUGAUUGCUAGCAAGAAAGGUAGAGGAAGUCGCACUUCCAAAUGUUACUUAUGUAUAUUUGUGUGCCUAGCGUCCAAAGCGGUGCACCUUGAACUGGUAAGCGACCUUAGUACAGAAGCGUUCAUUCUGGCCCUGCGACGAUUUGUAUCUCGCAGAGGCAAACCAUCUGCUAUCUUUUGUGACAAUGGGUCAAAUUUUAAAGGUGCUAACAAUGAACUAAGCAAGUUAGUUAAGUCCAGUCGCCAGUCAGUAACUAACUUUGCAAAUGAGGAAGGGAUUAGGUUCAUGUUUAGUCCUGCUUAUUCCCCAAAUUUCGGUGGGAUUUGGGAGGCUGGAGUUAAAUCAGCCAAGCAUCACCUUAAACGUAUUGCUGGUAGGGCUUCCCUGACAUUUGAGGAGCUAGGAUCGUUGUUCUCACAGAUUGAAGCAAUUUUAAAUUCACGACCUUUAACCCCACUCUCGUCGGAUCCUACUGACCCAUCCCCUCUCACUCCUGGGCACUUUCUAAUCGGACGGCCUCUCACUUCGGUGCCGUCCCGAGCCAUCACUACUAAGUACCCCAACAGAUAUGAACGCAUCGAGCAACUGAGGCAGCACUUUUGGGACCGAUGGCGGCGAGAGUACGUGGCAGAGCUUCAGCAACGCACAAAAUGGAAGACCAAGCAGCAGGAGCUUCGAGUCGGGGACCUCGUCAUACUAAAAGAAGAUCAGCUACCUCCACUUCAAUGGCGACUGGCGCGGAUAAGUCGUCUGUAUCCUGGCGUAGACGGAGUCAACCGCGUCGCUGAUGUCAUCACAAAACGUGGCACAAUAAGAAGAGCCAUCAACAAAAUGUGUGUUAUCCCAACUGCAGACGUUGUCGAAGGGAAGAAUGGUUUACCUACCCAUUAAAGGCAACAAACUCUGACAUCUGUAGACGGGACUUCGUCACACUACAAAAAACGAAUUAGCGAAGAUACAUUUCAGAGCUACUCAAUAUGCAUUUUUUCAUCGUCAAGCUCAAGUAGCAUACUUGCACAUGUUACCCUCUAUGCAUGGGAUUGCAGGUUGUCGAAGGGUUGACUAGAUCGCCAUUCUAGACCCGCGAAAGGCAACAUAAAGAAUGUCUGCAACUCCAUGUAUCAAGCUGAAACCAUUGUAGGUUGUCGAAGGGUUGACUAGAUCGCCAUUCUAGACCCGCGAAAGGCAACAUAAAGAAUGUCUGCACCUCCAUGUAUGAAGCUGAAACCAUUGCAGGUUGUCGAAGGGUUGACUAGAUUUCGGUCUAGACCUGCUAAAGGCAACGUAAAGAAUGGCAAUGUUUAGUUGAAAGCUAGGCUUUCAACGCCGGGAGUAUGUUCAAGUCUGUGCAUACGCACGGGGCGAGGAGCGCGGGGCGCAGCGACACCGGGCAGUUCACGGCCGCGGGAGCCCGCGGCCGAUCAGUCAGCGAGUCACCUCGGAAGCGCGCACACGCCGCUCGGGGCAAUAUCUUGUACAUUUUCAUAUUAUCGUGUUUAACCUCAAACGUAAUAAAUCCUUAUUG
Leguminivora glycinivorella is the source of this 4573-nucleotide messenger RNA. RefSeq lists its product as uncharacterized. The transcript is spliced from 2 exons. Bases 337 to 3939 code for a protein of 1200 amino acids. The record is from RefSeq and is a predicted model, not a curated record. Gene Ontology annotation, biological process: DNA integration. Gene Ontology annotation, molecular function: nucleic acid binding. NCBI's taxonomy places the organism in Eukaryota, Metazoa, Arthropoda, Insecta, Lepidoptera, Tortricidae.